ACAUUGCUUCUCGCGAUCAAACUUCUGUCCAAAGUGUUUCUUCAGCAACUCCAAGAGCUAUCACAGUUAUCCACCUUCUGCAAACUAUGGCUCGGUGUCCUAACCCGAAUGGAGAAAUACAUGAAAGUGAAAGUAAGGGGCAAAAAAAGCGACAAGCUCCAGGAAUCAGUGCCAGAGCUACUGAAGAACAUAUUGCUUGUGAUGAAGACCAAAGGCGUGCUUUUGCAAAGAAGUGCACUUGGUGGAGAUAGCUUAUGGGAACUAACAUGGCUUCAUGUUAACAACAUUGCUCCGUCUAUGCGACUCGAGGUAUUCCCUGAUCAAGAAUCAACACAGCUUUGCGAUGAUGAAACCGUAUCUAACGGCUUAUCUUCUCCUGAAACUGGCACAACUGGUUCGUGACCUUUAUAUGAAAUGACUGAACUGAAAGUGAAAAGCAUUUUAUGUAAACCUCUCUACGCUUUUUUUUUUGUAAUAUAUAUGUGUUUCUAAUUCAGAUAUCAGAUUAAGCCC
Molecule: messenger RNA, 513 nt
Organism: Camelina sativa (false flax)
Lineage: Eukaryota; Viridiplantae; Streptophyta; Magnoliopsida; Brassicales; Brassicaceae
Source: RefSeq, a predicted model, not a curated record